AUGCAUGACACAGUGGAAUUCAUUAAUGCAUAUUAUGCAGAAAUCAAACACGUGAGUGAUGUCACGAAGAGCAGAAAUGAGAUUAAUAAUAAAGCAUGGCGGCCACCCAAUGAUAACAGAAUAAAAGUUAAUUUUGAUGCAGCCUUCAAGCAGAAUCAAAAUAAAUCAGUGUCAGGAAUUAUCGCGAGAAACAAAGAAGGCGAGGUCAUGGCAGCGUGCACUUACCCAGGGAGAAAUAUAGUAGAUCCGACCAUUGCGGAGGCUAGAGCGUGUUUACAGGCAGCCACCAUGGCAGAGAACUUGGGUUUUCAAGAGGUUGAGGUAGAGGGGGACGCGUUGACAGUCAUUAAGAAACUAACAUUGAAUUCAGAGGACAAAUCAACUAUCCGAGGUUACAUCCAAGAAAUAAAAAGGAAAGCUUGCAUAUUUAGAAGUAUACAGUUUAGCCACAUACCGAGAGAAGCCAACAGAGUAGCGCAUGAGUUAGGAAGAGAAGGAUGGAGAUUCGAAGAUCCACAGUAUUGGAUGGAAGAGGUACCCAACACAGUGGAGGAUCUAGUGAAUAGGGACCGAAAUCACAAUAAUGGUAGAAGAGAUAAUAAUAACGAGUCCGGAUCUGGAAACGAUAAGGUGAUUUGA
Gossypium arboreum is the source of this 639-nucleotide messenger RNA. RefSeq lists its product as uncharacterized. The record is from RefSeq and is a predicted model, not a curated record. Lineage: Eukaryota; Viridiplantae; Streptophyta; Magnoliopsida; Malvales; Malvaceae. The transcript has a single exon. Bases 1 to 639 code for a protein of 212 amino acids. Gene Ontology annotation, molecular function: RNA-DNA hybrid ribonuclease activity; nucleic acid binding.